GAAGCAAAGUAACAAAAGUUUGCAGCAGCAGCGAAGAAAAAAAAUGUUACAUUCGAUCCAAAAUUAAUUUUCAAAAGGAAAUCGAGGAAACCUGCCAAUGUUUAGAUCCUUGUGAUGGUGUCAGCUACAAAGGAGAGAAGAAAAGAAUUGUUUUCGCUGGGAAACUUGUCAACAGAUUUGAAAAGGAUACGAUAACCAAAAGAUCGUUUGACGUUCGCUUCAAAGACGAAAAAUUUUAUCCUUUGAUUUUAACUAAAAGUUAUGACAACAUUGAACUCAUUUCGCAUAUUGGUGGAUUGAUUUUACUUUUCGUUGGGUUUUCCUUCCCAUCGAUUGUUUUCGCAACUGUAAGAUAUGGAAUCAAGUGUCUGAUCUUUAAAUAUGAUUCAAUGAUAGCAACUCGUAUCGUCAAAAGGUCACUGAAAGUGUUGAUGGCAAUUCCAUGCGUUCUUGGAAGUUUUUACAUAAUAAUUAAAUUUUCUUUUCACGACAUGGCAAAUGAUAUUAUUAUUGAACAAGGAGACGAUAUUUCAGUAUCUCAGAUUGCUUUUCCGGCUGUUACAUAUUUUGCAAGACAACCCUGGAACUACAAAUUUAAAGGCUAUUCUAAAUUUUGUGUUAAUUCAGAACUUUCCUCUUUUGAUCUCUUUAAAACAAGUUGGUUUCAAAACCAAACAGCAGUGUGGAAUGAAGCUCAUCAAGUUGAAUUUGCAGAAGUAAUGACAUCACGUGGAACGGGAAUUUCAUUCAAUAUUUUAGAUUUUAACGACAUGUUCAAGACGAUUGAAAUUUCUAGCGAUUUCUUUUAUGAUAGAAACAUAACUUUGAGAGGUGGAACGAAGAAAUUUAUCUCUGAUCGUCCAUGGAAAGCUUUUAUAUCGUCACAUGGUUCACUUAAUCUUGAAUUGACUACAAUGGAGAUUUAUUCUCGAAAACUUGAACACGCUUUCUUUGUUCAUUCUCCAUUGGAACUGCCUUUGGGUUUGGUUGAUGAUGACAUCAUUGAGUUCGAUGAAGGAAAAUCGUUAAAAAUUUUAAUCUCACCUUACAUGAUUACAACUGAUGAUGAUGUCAAACGACUUAAAAUUGAAGACAGAAAAUGUUUCUUGGAAAAUGAGAAGAAUUUAAAAUUAUUUAAAGUUUACACAAAACGAAAUUGUGAAUUGGAAUGCAUGUCGGAUCAUACAAACAAAACUUUGGGGUGUGUUAUGCUUGAUGUUGUCAGAGAUCGGAACACGGAAGUUUGUGAUGAAAAACAUAAAAUUGAAGGAUAUAAAAAGGUUCAAGUUUACACUGUUCAGAACCUGAAUUGUAACUGUUUGGAACCAUGUGACAUGAUAAGAUAUGACACACAAAUAUUGGAAGACAAACUAAGGAAUUUGACAACUAAUGAAACUUUUCUUAGCUUUCAAUUCAAACAUUCCACUUUCACUCCUCUGAAAAGAACUCUCAGACAUAAAAGGAUGGACAUGUUCAAUUUUGCUUGUGGAUUACUCAGCUUCUAUUGCGGAUUAAAUUUAAUUCAAUUUCUGAAUGUUUUUCUGAAAUUUCCACAACAAAUGUUUAGAAAAAUAUGUUUGAGAAAAU
Messenger RNA from Clunio marinus, 1587 nucleotides. The record is from the annotation of a GenBank genome assembly. Lineage: Eukaryota; Metazoa; Arthropoda; Insecta; Diptera; Chironomidae.